AUGAGUACCUCCUGCCCAGGAGUGGAGGAGCUGCCCGACCCUCCGGCAAAGAACAAGACCCGCAACACCGAGGCCGAAGGUUCAUCAACGACAAUCACGGAUCAGGCCAAUGCCAAUGUUGUUCUGCCACCUGCAGCGGCCAGUGAGAUGGAUGCUGCGCCGACUGCCGUCACCAUCAACCACAUCUUCUAUCCGCACCUCAUGGAUUCUAUUCUGCAGCAUCCCGACUCAUGGUUGGCCAUGCGCACCGCAAGCAAAACGUACUACCAGCAAGUGCAACGCCUGAUGUACCGCCACCUCGCGAUCCGAUACGACAUACUGCCAGCAGGCGAAACGAAUAUCGAGGGUUUGGGUCCAUUCUACAAGCUUCUUGAACACACGGAGAUUCUCGACAUUCCGCUUGGUCUCCCUGCUCACGACCUCGACUGGUUUGUUGACCAGCUGGAGAAUCUGAAGGCCGUUCGGCUUUACCAGUUCGCCCACCGUCCUGCACCGGGCCAUGUGGUCACCAACAUCACACACUGGAUGUCAGUCGGACCAGGAGCGUAUUUCAUAAACGGCGACCCGUUUGAUUUGACCUCGCCCUUGCUCCAGGACAUGGUUUUCAUUUUUCACGCCAAGCAAGAUAUGACCACAUCGGCGACUUCCCACUUUCAAUGGGAGCGUUUCGUAGACGUCAUUACCGACAUCAUGGUGCGGUCAGAAGAGUUCACAACGACUACGACGUUUGUCGACUUCCCAACAGCUCCGAAGGACCCAAGAUUGCCACUGGCCACACUGAAGGACGAGUUUCUCGAAGCACUGGAAACGGCACUCGAAGGCUGCGACGUUGCGGACCGCUCGGCGUGCUUGGACAAGCUACACUUUCUCUCACUGGACGAGUACGCUUCUCAACUUGCACCUGGGGAGUUUGAGGCCGAUUACAGACUGUGA
Molecule: messenger RNA, 933 nt
Organism: Apiotrichum porosum
Lineage: Eukaryota; Fungi; Basidiomycota; Tremellomycetes; Trichosporonales; Trichosporonaceae
Exons: 5
Coding region: 1-933 (310 amino acids)
Source: RefSeq, a predicted model, not a curated record